AUGUUGUUUCAGCGUUUCGCAGCCGUCAUCAUGAGGAUCAGAGAGCCCAGAACCACUGCACUGAUCUUCAGCUCUGGGAAGAUGGUCUGCACUGGAGCCAAUGAGGGUGAGGAGCAGUCGCGGUUGGCGGCGAGGAAAUACGCUCGCGUGGUUCAGAAACUGGGUUUUCCUGCCCGCUUCCUGGACUUUAAGAUCCAGAACAUGGUGGCCAGCUGUGACGUGUGCUUCCCCAUCAGACUGGAGGGACUGGUCCUCACACACCAGCAGUUCAGCAGUUAUGAGCCGGAGCUGUUUCCAGGUCUCAUCUACCGGAUGGUGAAACCGCGCAUCGUCCUGCUCAUCUUCGUCUCCGGGAAAGUGGUUCUGACUGGUAUUUAAACUCAACCCAACACGCUAUGUCACCGCUACAACACAUACAGUAAUAUCAUCGUUGUCUCAUAAUGGACCCUUCAUAAGCCCCGCCCAUUUUAGAUCUGUGCUCCAAUCACAGUUGAGCAAUUCUUGGUCAGAACCUCAGUCAACAUCCUCCUUUCCUGCUCUUACAUACGCUAUAUGCUAGGCUAAUCUAUGUA
This is a messenger RNA of Morone saxatilis (striped sea-bass), 572 nucleotides long. RefSeq names its product TATA box-binding protein-like protein 2. Gene Ontology annotation, molecular function: RNA polymerase II general transcription initiation factor activity; DNA binding. NCBI's taxonomy places the organism in Eukaryota, Metazoa, Chordata, Actinopteri, Moronidae. The record is from RefSeq and is a predicted model, not a curated record. Gene Ontology annotation, biological process: DNA-templated transcription initiation. The transcript has 3 exons. Bases 1 to 378 code for a protein of 125 amino acids.